This is a messenger RNA of Diaporthe batatas, 1104 nucleotides long. RefSeq lists its product as uncharacterized. The record is from RefSeq and is a predicted model, not a curated record. NCBI's taxonomy places the organism in Eukaryota, Fungi, Ascomycota, Sordariomycetes, Diaporthales, Diaporthaceae. Bases 1 to 1104 code for a protein of 367 amino acids. The transcript has a single exon.
AUGCCCAGCCUCACCAAGGCGACAGCCCUCGCGGCGGCCGUGGGCUCCGGUGCCCUGGCGCAGCAACUCACCUCGUCGCACCCGGACCUCGCCGACUUCGCCGUGUACGACGCCAGCUUCCAGGACAUCCUGGGCGACAGCGCCUCGAUCGAGCUCAUCUACAACGCCACGGAGCCGCUCUUCCACGAGGGCGCCGUCUACGUCGCGGCCGCGGACACGCUCUUCGUCAGCUCGAACCGCAUCCCGCUGCCCGAGGGGCAGGCCGACGAGAGCACGAGCGACCAGGUGAUCAGGUUCUCCGCCGUGACGAACGUGUCGGCGCCCGCCGCCCAGGACGGCGCCGCCCCGCCCGCCAUCGCGGUGCAGCCGCUCGACACGUCCAGCAUAGUCCUGCCCAACGGCGGCGCGCUGCACGCCGGCGCGGAGGGGAUCCUCUUCACGGCGCAGGGCAGCAAGACGAGGCCCGCGGGCAUCUUCUCCAUCCCGGACCCCAUAAACAGCCCCAACGCCUCGGUGCCCGUGGUCACCUCGUUCCUGGGGCGGCCGUUCAACUCGCCCAACGACGUGGUGGCGAACCCACAGGACGGCGAGGACGGCACCAUCUGGUUCACGGACCCGUCCUACGGCUCGUCGCAGGGGAUCCGGGGCCCGCCGCAGCUGCCCAACCAGGUCUACCGGCACGACCCGGCCGCAAACGCCACGCGCGCCGUGGCGGACGGGCUCCAGCAGCCCAACGGCCUCGCGUUCAGCGCCGACUUUGGCGCGCUGUACGUCACGGACGCGAGCGCCUCGGCCGAGGACCCGGCCGGCGCGGCGACGAUCUACAGGUACGACGUGGUCUACGACGCCCCCGGGACGUUCCUCGCCAACAAGAGGGUGUUUGCGUUCGCGCCGGCCGGGAUCCCGGACGGCAUCAAGGUCGACGCCGAGGGGAACGUGUGGGCCGGCACGGGGGCCGGCGUCGCCGUGUGGAACGAGGCUGGCGACCUGAUCGGGCAGGUCACGGUGCAGGGCGGGGCGUCCAACUUUGGGUUUGGCGGGGACGAGAAGACCGUCUUCGUGCUGGGGGAGAAGCUGCUGUGGAGGGUGAGGCUUGAUAUCUAG